AAAGGCCUGUAAAGAGGUAUAGAAAUCAGUAUUCCAGUUUGCUUUCUGCAUUCUGGUAAUUCAAACACUCACACAACAUAUUUGUUUUCAUAAGUAAAAGUACACGUUUCUAAAUAAUGCUAAUGUGCUCCUUAGUUUUAAAGCAAUACACUCAGAACGAAGCACCAUCCCAGGUUUCACCAGCAGGUGGCUCUGUGAGUGCACUGUCUGAUGACUGCAGCUGUAACACAUUUACCUAUGGUUCAACGGCCCCGCCCAAACACACCACCAAGUGAUUCACUGAGCGGACACUUGUAAGACAGCUCAUCUUAACUUGUCGUCCAUCACCCGCAGUUUCCAGUGUGUAAAACAACGGAAUUAACCUGACAUACAGACACCACAGAAGACAGGAACAGAGGCACCAUGGGAGCAUCUUCUUCUGGUUUGUUGGAUGAAGCUAAAAUGAGCGCGGUUAAAGGACUUGUUGAAGGUAUGUUAAAGAACUUUGGUGACUUUUAUGAGAAGCAGUACUCUGCAGCCUACUUCGGACACAUACACCAGGAGGUGGAGCCUAAGAAAGAGGGACGUGGACUAUUGCUCAAACAGAGGCCUCAGUAUGCUCCUGAUGAAGUGCUGCACCAAUCCAAUGUCAAGUUCUCCUGCUGGUAUGAGCAGGGAAAGAAGUCCCGAGGGAGGUACAUCGUCCUGAAAAGAGACUACAGAGUAGAGAUUCAUGAAAGCAUGGAGACUUUUAAUCACGGCUCUUCAGCUAAGCUGGUCAUCCAUCCAGUUGGAGGCACUGUGUUCAUCUCAGAAGAGGAGUCCAGAGCUCACUUGGAAAAAACUUGUGCUGGAUUACUUAAUGGAGUCAAAGAGGAUUCUUCUUCAGUGGUGUCCUCUCCAGACCUGCCUGCUGUGUAUCUGCACCUGCCUUACACCGGCUACACCUGCUUCCUCUUCAAAUUAAAAGAGGAGCGAGAUAAUUUCCUGUCUGCACUGGAGUCCUGCAUCAGACACUGUAACCUAGAACCAUGGUCUGAGUCGUCCUAUGAGAACCAAGCAUUCAUCAGAGCGCUACAGCUCUAUCGCCAAGACAGAGGAUGCUAUGAAUCAUGGGAAAUGCUGUUGGGCGCAGAAGAGCACGUUCUGACCAAUCAGAUGAUGGAGGAAGUGUUGCCAUGGUUACAAAGUCAGCUGCAGUCCAAACUGAAAGGAAAGAAGACUGAGAGGAUUCGUCUGUGGUUGGCUACAGUACAUGCCACUCACGUGGUGGUGUUCCCACUGAUCACAGCAGGGUUGGAGGCUCUAAAGGUGAAGUGUCAUCAUGCAGCAUUUGCCAGUCAGACACUGAUCAGAGCUGAUCUGGACCAGAUAACAUCCUCUCUGUCCUUCCUGGAGGAGAAAAUCAGAGUGUGUGUACGUGAAGAAGCAGAGACGGUGCACACUGAGUGUGUGGCUCCCUACUUGUUGUCCAUCAUUGAAGUGCUGGCAGAAAACACAAGUGCAGGCAUCGAAGAGAUGCAGCAGACACUGCACACACAGAUCGACUCAGCCUUCACACACAAGAAUGGAGGAGGAACGGAGGAGACAAAGGAGACCUUGUUUUCACUGCGCUCUAUCAGUCUGGAGCAGUGCUACGAAAAGGUGAAGAACCUGACAGAGCUUCUUGUUGAUUUGAAACAAAGGUUUGGACUGAGCAGCGUCCAGAGACUGGUCCACUCUGCACUUCUGGAGAUGGAGCGGCUGCUCGACAGGGCCGUGUACACUUUAGAGCUGUUUCUGCAAUCUGCCAGAAUGCAGUCCUCUGAAAUUCUGGUCAAGACGGAAAGAGCAACAAAAAGGGUUCUCAAGCAGUUGGACUAUGACAGCAAAGUUGUCCAGAAGAAGUUCUACCACGAUGCUCUGCUAGAGAUUACUCUGCCUGUUGUGAUCAAGAGGAUGGACAACAAGUGGAGAACGGAUCUGCAGCAGUUUGAGCAGUACAUUUUCUCAGACUACAGCUCUUUCAUCCUUGUUCGUAAUGUCUAUGACAACGUGUUGAGGAGCAUUCUGAGCGCACAGAUAGAAGCAGUGGUUCAGGAGGCCAUGACCAAGAAAAGCAAAAAUCCAUUAGUGGACAUCUCUGAUUUGGCCUUCAGUCAGUACAGUCUUUUAGGACAGGCAUCUCUGUGUCCGACAACAGAUGGCCAAGUCAGUCACACCCCAGCUGAGGUCACUGCAGAUGGACCAUCUGCUGCUGUAAAAGAGGAGGGGCCACUCCCUCAAUCUGACCCACAACUUCACCCUGAACCCAAGUCUGAUCUUAGUCCUGCUCAAAGUUCGGACCACAACAUGGUGGUUUUACCCACUGUAACAAUUGUGACAAAGGACUUGGACGAACCUACAAAUGAGGAAGAUUCUCACUCCAAUACAAUUCAGAAAAAUGGUCACAUUGAAAGCGACGCACCAUCAACAACAGACUCCGCUGACUCUGCAACACCUGAGCUCUUACCUGCCCGAGAAUCUGUUCAUUCUUGCCCAGACUCCUCCGAGCCUUCGUUGUCCUCUCUACUCUCACUGUUGUCCAAUGAUGCUUCAAGUGAAGUGUCUCAAAGAGCUCAAACCUCUGCCUCAGAUCAUGCAUCAGAGGACACAGGUGGUGACCAGUCCUCACAUCCAGUCCCUACACACCCACCACCUGACAGUCCAACAAAAAUCAGCCUGGAGUCAUUGAACAGAGCCAUUGUCUGUAAUGGCACUGAAGAUUCUGUGACAGAAAUGACAGCACACGGGAUGGCGGACAGAGCUGUCUACCUGACGGGACAAAUCAAGGAGAGCUGGGACCUGGAGAGGCUUAAAGAAGAGAAACAGGCAGAGGCUGAAACAACGGCUGAGUCAGGAGAGAGAAAGGAUGAUGAACAGGAAGCCAGUGAGAACGAGAAACAAACAGAAGAUGAAGAAAAUAUUAAAAAUGAAGGCUGUCACACUGGGAACGAGGAAGAGGAGGAGAAGCUCCUUCAGACUCCAGAGCCUGUGGAAUCACAGGCGGAAUAUUCUCCUCAACCAUCACAGGACAGUGUGGCCAUCAUCAGAGAGCUGGUGACGGAGGUCACAGAGGUGGAGAUAGACGUGACGCCGUGUCCUGACAGCAGCAACACACCCUCACCCUGACAUUAACAAAACACCUGCGCAGUAAAAACACUGACUGAUCAGACAGUAACUGGAACUGUUUAAAAACUACUGCUUUAUAUUUUUAAAAUCAAAUUAAUAACAUGUUUAAUUGUCUGAAACUUUCUUCUUGAAAAUGGUUUGUAUAAGUCCAGAGCUCCUAUUUUAGUCCCUUUUUCUGCACACAUCAAAAUUAAACAGUCUAAUAAAUAUUAUACUGCUUUGUUGGUUGUUUUAAUUAAAUUAAUAAAAUUCACCAAAAGUGUGGACGUUAUCUUAAUGUCUCUUUUGAGAAUGUUGUCACUUGUAAAAAUAAUAAUAAAAACUAAACUGUAACUGUAAUUGAUUUUUGUCACAUACAGUUAACUAUACUAUUACUAAUUGUUCAAUAUUUGUGACAACGAUAUUUUUAAUAUUUGUUGAAGAAUUCCCUUAUUUAAAUCACCAUGAAAAAAAAACCCAUCAAAACAAAAACGUAUCUGUCUUGGAGGUUUUUAUUAAGUAGUGAGCUUUCAUUGUCAAGCACUUGCUUUUGUUAGUGUCAGGUUGAGUCACAGAAUAAGAAUUAUAAAAAGACAUAAUGUACAUACUGAAGAUUUACAAUAACUACAGGUAAAAUAAGAAUAAAAUAAAACAUUGCUACUGGCAUCUGGACAUCUUUUAGGUGCAAAUUUUAACAGCACAAUAUCUUUUACAUUCCUUUAAACUUACUUUGUUCAUUUCAGUUCAAUCUGAUUGCUUUCCAUCAUCACAAUUAUUGUUUUUUUCACGUGUCAUCUCUAAUUCACAAGCCCCAAUAAUCAUUGUUUAUGUGCCACAAGGGGGCGCCCUGCGAUGUCCUGCUCAUUUAUAAUGACCCUAUUAAGGAUUUUUGUUUUCCUUUUACAGUGUUCACCAAAAUAAAUACUGCAUCAGCUAUGCGAAA
Messenger RNA from Cynoglossus semilaevis (tongue sole), 4051 nucleotides. RefSeq names its product protein Niban. Lineage: Eukaryota; Metazoa; Chordata; Actinopteri; Pleuronectiformes; Cynoglossidae. The record is from RefSeq and is a predicted model, not a curated record. The transcript has 14 exons. The coding region runs from base 403 to 3129 and encodes 908 amino acids.